Messenger RNA from Brassicogethes aeneus, 1679 nucleotides. Lineage: Eukaryota; Metazoa; Arthropoda; Insecta; Coleoptera; Nitidulidae. The record is from the annotation of a GenBank genome assembly.
AUCCUGUAACAGGUUACCUGUCAUAAAUUGAGGUUAUAAAGGCCAGAAAAGAGCUUUGUGUUUGUUUGGUGUUUGUGUUCGUUGAAGAUGUUUCAUAACUCCUAGUUUUAUUAAAUUUAUUUAUUAUUUUAUUUAAAAGUGUAUAUUUUAUUAAUUGAUAAUAUAUUUAAGACUGUUUAAAAAUGUCCUCAAACAAAAAUAAUGCGAGAAAUUCCAGAAAAAAGAAGUCAACGUUGUUGUCUCAACCAGAAGUGCAAAGGGAGUUUACAGUGAUUCGAGUGGCUAUAAGAAGACCGGAUAUUGUGGCAACAGGGCCACAGAGACCUAUUCAAAGAGGAAUCGAUGAUCCAAAUAAAAUAUACAUUCCAAGAUCAGGUGACAGCAAAAUACCUAUAUUUGACAGAGACGAUGUUCUCUGCAAUGAGGUCAACUACAACGAGGAAGAAAAACUUUCUAUCGAUCGCAAUGAAACCACGCGAACGGUGUACAAAAGUCCGAACCGAGGAAAGUCGAAAACCCCUUCCAACUCUUAUCGCAGGAGUCGCAGCUACUCGCCCAAUAGCGACUCGGAAAGGAGGAGGGAGAAACAAAAGAGGGGCAGGUCGAGUAGGUCCGGGUCCGGCGACCGCUACGGCAAGAGGAGGUCUAGAUCUCGAGAUUACUCCCCCAAGAAGGAUUAUGCGAAAAGACGAUCGCGAUCGAGGGAGUAUUCGCCCCCGCGUAAACCUGGGGAGUACAGACCUAGGAAAACCGAGGGGAGGAGGCGGUCGAGGGAGGUUUCUCCCCCGCUAAGACCGGGAGAAUACAGGCCGAAAAAAUCGGGUGUUGCGCGUAGAUCGAGAUCUAGAAGUCCAGAGUUUUCAGAUAAACACAGACGUAGUAGAUCUCUAUCGCCGAAAGCAUCAACCUCAAAAAGAUACAGUAGAUCGCCGAAAAGAGAUGUAAGAAAAUCCCGCUCUCCUGGAAAAUAUGGAAAGUCGUUUAGGCAUGACGAUAGAAAAAGAAGCAGAUCGCCUAGAUACGAUAGCGGGCACAGGAGUAAGGAGAGGAGGUCGUCUAGAUCACCGCACAGAAAAAGUUCUCCUGAUUACAAACAUCGGAGAGACAGCAGCAGGUCGCCGCCAAAAUACGACAGAAAAAGGUCGUUCGACAGGCGCAGAACGCGAUCCCCGCACCCCCCAAUCGUCACUUUCGAUAGACCUUCAACAAGUAGAAGGAGCAGAUCUCCGAGAAGUUACUCCAAAUCGAGGAGAAGUAGAGACAGAUCGCCCCCGAAAAUCCCACCGCAAUUUCCCUACUACGAGGCUCCGGAAUUCUGGAUUCCCCCCAUAAUGCCUUUCAGGCCCGCGCUGUACCCCGCCCCGUUCCCCCACGCAAUGCCCGGGCCCAGGCUUAUGUACCCCAGGGGCAUCGACAUGAUGUACCCGUACCCCAGACCCCGAUUCCCGGUCUACAACAGCCCGAAGACGAUAGUUAAAAAGUCCGUGGCGGAAAUAUCGUCCACAUCCGCAAACUCCGCAGAACAAAACGCAGUGGGGGAAAACAGCGAGGCUGUACAGUCGACGUCGCAAGAAAAUGAGGAAAAUAAAACUAAUACUGCUGAUACCACUCCUGCAGAUAAAAAAGAAGAUUGAUGCAUUUUUACCUACUAUAUUAAGUGUGAUUUUAACUAUUAAGUG